AUGGAAUGUUUAGGAGAAGAUGUUUUGUUCGCGAUAUUUUCGUUUUUAGAUGUUAGGGCUUUAUGCUGCGCGAGUCAAGUUUGUCAGCAGUGGAAUCGAAUCUCGAAUUCGAACUUUCUUUGGAGAUCACACGUUAUCCAGCUCUGUACAAAACGCAAGAUCUCAGCUCAUCUGGGGAGAGCUGAAAACUGGAAAGUACGUUAUGUGCAACUUUCUACUGGACGACUAUAUCCUCGUUCUUCGUCGAAGACGGAAAAGAAAUUAAACUUCGAUACUUUGAUUGCUAAUCUAUUUCCUGUAGAGACAGCAAAAUUCGUCCAGUUAACGGUCAAGAAACGGCUUCCAAUUCGUGAUUUUGUUGAAAGCCACGGGCACAAGUAUGUGACUGGGAAAGCAUUUUAUCAGCACACGAAAAGCGAGACGAUUAGCGUGAAAAAGAAAAUUUUGCUUCAAGAAAAACUCAGUGGCCAACUUUUUGAAGGAAAUGCUGUUAGAGAGAUGCUAGGUCUGAACAAGGAAACACCAGAUUGGAAUAUACAUCCGUCCAAUUUUGAUAGACGCAUUGCAGAGUUUUACAGAGUGUUUGUUCAGAGCACUUCAGUAAAUCGCGCGUUAGCAUCCAAUUCCCUGCUACUUUAUGAAAUUAAAUAAUCAAGCCUUUCUUUUUCAAUCACAAAAACAGUCUGGGAGAAAUUGUGCACCGUGUGCCUGCCGUUAUUUUAUAAGUAAAUUAAAUUUUCUUAUCCUGAUAAGCCGGGUCCUCGGUAGUAUAGUGGUGAGUAUCCCCGCCUGUCACGCGGGAGACCGGGGUUCGAUUCCCCGCCGGGGAGGAGCUGAAUUUUUUUUCCCUCUUUAUUUUGACUCGUGCACUUGUGAUAGAUAUUUCCUCCGAAUUUUUUUGUCUUCAAUUAGGUUUUUUUCAGUGGAAGUUAAGAAGUGUGCAUAAAUGUGCUGUAUGGUAAAUGUGAUGUUUUUUUUUAAAUUUUCUUGCAUUCAAAAACUCCAGUGCAAAGGCUACACUCAAUAUGCAUUCAUUGACCAAGUGCUGGAUGUUGGCCAAGUUCUUUUUCUGUUUUCUCUUUUUUUGCACCUUUAUGUACAGAGACUAGUUUAAUAAAAAUGAGAAGAAUAAACAAGGCCAAUGUCCACUUCCUCUUGUAGCCAAUCAGAAGGGACUUCAUCUUAGCCAUAUUACCAUUUAAUAAAUUCACUGACUUCUCAAAAAAAAGGAAAAAACUUUUUGUCUGAUUGGACAUGUAUGACAUGAAAACAUGACUACUGGUGCAUUUAGAUGUUAUUAUAUUAAAAUGGAAAUUAGGAAAUAGAGUAAUUUUAUUUUUCAGUGGACAGAAACCCUUUUUUAGAAUUAUUUCAAGCAUAUUGCAUCCUUUUUUAACACUUUUUGAGGGCUAUAAAAGUUAUAAGUUAUAUGAAAUAACUCCAAAGAAAAGGUUCUCAUGAGAGCCCGAGAAAACAAACUUCAAAAGCUUCAAAUUUCACAAAAUGAAAUCUUACGCAUGAUGAUUUUACCUGUGUUUUCUCAAUUCCUGUGAAAUUUGAAAUUUAUUUUCUCGGAUUUCCAUAAGGAAUUGUGUUUGGCGUUAUUACAGAUGACUAAUUAUAUCUAUAGCCCUUGAAAAGUGUACAAAAAAAGUGAUAUGGCCUAAAAUAUUCUGGUACAAAGUUUUUAUCAGCUGAAAAUUGAAAUUACUCAGUUUCCUGGUGGAUUCUGUCUUAAUUAUUUAUACGCGAUUUUUUUUUCUGAAAAUGUACUUCAAUUUCCUUUUUCUGGUUGAAUUUGAAUUUGGUUUGAAGUAAAAUUGGCUCCUUUCCUCUCCUUCAUCUUAAGCUCCUUUAUAAAAGAUACAUCUAGAAUUAAGCUAGCUUUUAAAAAACCAGGGAAAUUUGCUUUCAAUAGUUACUUUCAAAAUAAAACUCAACAUUGUUAACUUUAUGUGUCAACAAAAGGUAAGAACACACACAAAAAACUAAUUUUCAAUGCUCUCUUUUGACUUAAGAUUUUUAAAGACUGGGCUUCUUGUUGGUUCAGGUGCGGUUUCUAAUUUGAUGUUGGGUGAUUUUAUUCUACUCCCGUUGCGUAGCAUCCUUAGAUAAAAUUAAAUUAUUCCUGAAAAUUCUACGAGUUUUUGACCAGAACUACAAAAAUAUACCGGUUUGUUUACAUUUGUCAGUCCAUGAACACCGUACUUUUUUCCUCCUUGUGAGUACCAGUUCAAAUUACUGACGUGUCAUGACACCAAAUCGAGGUGACGUGACAAAAAUAUCAGUGGUACAAUGAAUACAACAUGGCGGCAGCGCGUGCAACAUUUCUCUCGUUUGCUGUCGGCUUCUCAUUUGGGAUUUUUGUUGUGACUGUAGUGAGUUACUUCAAUGCUGAUAGAAACUCACAGGUCCAGGUCACUAAGUCUCCUCCACUUAACGAAGAUGACGACUUAGACAUCACGCAUAAAAUUGUUCAUCGCGACAGUAACAAGUUCAAGGUUGAAUCACCAGUGGAUUUUGAUGCAGAUCUUAAAGAUCAUCAUCACCAUCUCUCCUUAAAUAAAGAAGCUCUGAAGGAGCAGCAGGAAAUAAGAAUUCUUUGCUGGGUGAUGACGAGUCCAGAAAAUCUUCCUAUCAAAGGAAAACCAGUCAAGGAAACGUGGGGAAAGAGAUGCAAUGUUCUUUUGUUUAUGAGCUCUAAAGAUGAUCCUAGUUUCCCGGCGAUCGGGCUGGAUGUCGGUGAGGGUCGCGAUCAGUUGUGGCGUAAAACCAGAGCAGCUUGGGAUUACGUCUAUGAGCACCACAUAAACGAUGCUGACUGGUUUAUUAAAGCGGACGAUGAUACGUUCGUCAUAAUCGAAAAUCUCCGCCAUCAGGUUUCAAGUCUGGAUUCCGAGAAACCCCACUAUCUAGGAAGAUACUUCAAGCCUUUCGGCGGAUACAACAGUGGCGGAGCUGGUUAUGUGUUCAGCCGAGAAACUUUGCGUAGAUUUAAGACAGCACUCGGUGAUUCCUCUAAAUGCGCUCAACAAUCAUUUGCAGAGGAUGUGGAGGUUGGGAAAUGUCUGAAUGCAAUGUGUGUCAAGCCGGCAUAUACCAGGGAUAAGAGUGGUAGGGAAACCUUCAUGCCGCUUCCCCCGGAACAUCACCUUAUCCCUGGGUAUCUAAACAAAGAUUUCUGGCUUUGGAGUUAUGACAAUAAUCCAUAUAAAGAUGGACCAGAAUGUUGUUCUGAUCAUGCCGUGACUUUUCAUUAUAUUAAUCCCAACAUGAUGUACGUGUUGGAGUAUUUAGUUUACCAUCUUAGACCUUAUGGAAUGAUUCAUGAUGAUCACAGUUCUGAAGGUCUUGGG
Molecule: messenger RNA, 3356 nt
Organism: Porites evermanni
Lineage: Eukaryota; Metazoa; Cnidaria; Anthozoa; Scleractinia; Poritidae
Source: the annotation of a GenBank genome assembly